AUGAUGCUGAGUCCGGACCAAGCCGCCGACUCGGACCACCCCAGCUCGGCGCACUCGGACCCGGAGUCGUUGGGCGGCGCGGAGGCCAAGGUGCUGGGCAGUGUGUCGGACCUGGAGCCGGUGGAGGAGGCCGAGGGCGACGGCAAGGGCGGCAGCCGGGCCGCGCUCUACCCGCACCCCCAGCAGCUGAGCCGCGAGGAGAAGCGCCGCCGCCGGCGCGCCACCGCCAAGUACCGCUCGGCCCACGCCACCCGCGAGCGCAUCCGCGUGGAGGCCUUCAACUUGGCCUUCGCCGAGCUCCGCAAACUGCUGCCCACGCUGCCCCCGGACAAGAAGCUCUCCAAGAUCGAGAUCCUGCGCCUGGCCAUCUGCUACAUCUCCUAUCUCAACCACGUCCUGGACGUGUAG
Messenger RNA from Lynx canadensis (Canada lynx), 408 nucleotides. It is a transcript of the gene NHLH2, whose product is annotated as nescient helix-loop-helix 2. The transcript has a single exon. NCBI's taxonomy places the organism in Eukaryota, Metazoa, Chordata, Mammalia, Carnivora, Felidae. The coding region runs from base 1 to 408 and encodes 135 amino acids. Gene Ontology annotation, biological process: regulation of transcription by RNA polymerase II. The record is from RefSeq and is a predicted model, not a curated record. Gene Ontology annotation, molecular function: protein dimerization activity; RNA polymerase II cis-regulatory region sequence-specific DNA binding; DNA-binding transcription factor activity, RNA polymerase II-specific.